AUGGCUGUUUGCCUUUCUGCCGACGCAGCCGGCAGCAAUUGCAAAUUAAACAUGAUGGAUGGUGCAUGUGAUGCUCCGGAUGAAACGCCGCCGGUGACUCUGGGCCGAAGUUCUAAUCUACUCCCAUUGCAGCCUCAGCCCGCUCGACUGUCAAGAGUACGAUUCCUCUCCGACGACAAUAUAAGUUCACGGCAAAACUCCGUCCAAUCUUCUGCCGAAAUGACUUCUCGACAAGCAAGGAAUGCUUUUACCAACCCGUUCUCUGAUGAAGGAAGUACUGGCUCCAGAAGAACAUCAAGCUCUUCUGAUACAACAGAUUAUUUCCGCCCCAACGCCUUUGCAGGUCAUCGAGAUACGUUGGCGAGGUUGCCGCUUGCCGUUUCACUUCAUAAGUGCGGCGGCAUAAUUUGGGAAGAGGAGUCAACUUCUGAUGAUUCCGACGUGAUGGACCGCCCAUACCCAUACCCGUUGCGUGUUUCUCGGAAUGGCAGCGUUAUGGGUCCUAUUUUCCCUCGACAAGUUAUCGAUCGGCUGUUGAGGGAUAUGUCCUUCGAGGACUAUAAAAGCCUGCGUUUGGUAUGUCGUCGAUGGAACCGCGAACUUCCUCGGCCCAACUUCCCGGCCUUCUACCGUCUGCCACAAGAGCUAGUGCAGCAGAUCUAUACCUAUCUGACUCCCUCCGACUAUGAUGCCGCACGACAUGCUUGCAAAGCCUGGUAUCUCGCCAGCCUUGAUCGAAACGUCCAAGAGCUUAUGCUUCGACGUCAAGGAAGCCACAAUGCUCUGGCUGCGGAUCUCCAGCGAUUGGGAGGAGUUUCCGAUGACGGAGCUCGAGGUCGCAGUAGCCAGAGAACACUGGCAGAGUUUUCCGGUGACUACAUUUUUGAUCAGGAAUGGGUCUGCUCGAAAAGACUUGCCACGGAAAGCAGACUCUCGGCUGACUGGCAUGGUCCCUCCUCUGGCGGGGACCCUACUAUGUCAAGGCUCUUUGUCAUCGAGGAAGUAGUCUUUUCAAAAGCUUUGUACGGCGAAAAGACACCAAGGAGGCGCGUCUUCACCGUCUCCGCUUGCGGGAACUUUGUCCUCCUUGUUGCCGGUGGCGAAAUCUUGGUUUACAGACUUUGGGACGCGGAACAUUCCAUGCUGCCAGUGGUUCGGCUUGCCCCUGGCAUCGAUGUUUUGGGGGUAAGUAUGGACUCGAGCUCGGGAAGAUACUCCGUAGCAGCCCUCCUUGAAGGCCGCAAAGGUAUGCUUUGGGACAUCAGCUCAAGUCCACCAGAGGCGCAGCAUGACAAUGGUCCCGGUGAUACGGGUGAACCGCUCGAUUUAGGGUUGCAGACUGAUGUUCAGAGCUCAUCCAGCAUCCCGGUAUCACAAACUCUCACCUUCGGUUUGCCUAUGCGGUUCCAUGAAUGGCUUGCAGCUAAUGCCGAGGGCCACGAGUCAUCGCCGCUUGCCAUAUUAAACGGGACUCCUUCGACGGGCUUCGACGAGCAAUUGCGUGGAGAGAGCAGUACACCACGUAGCAGCUCGGCAGACGACUCGAGUGACGAGUAUGAUGGUGUGAAGAUACCGGUUCAGACUCGACCAACGGCCGUCUAUAGCCAACUUGGCAGCUCGGACGAUCUUCCUCGAAGCGUUGCGAUUUGCCCUAACCGAAAGUGCGUCGCAUUCGGUUGCCGACUGGGCAUCGAGCUUCACUGGGUUAACGCCCUGACUGGAGGAGAUCUCAAUCGCUGGUUUCCACUCGCCGCCCCGAGCGACUAUCUUUACUUCCUGCCUCAGCGACCUGGGAUCGACUCAAGGAAGAAGUUGAGGCUGAUCUCCAGCGCUGCCGGCCCUGCGCCGAUGCAGUCAUACAGGAGCGACGGUCUCCCUGUAAGAUGGCAGUACUGGCCUACUUCCGUGGCGCACGGUCGUCGGCAGAGCACGACAAGGUUAUUCUUUGGAAAUCUGCCCUUUCCAGCAUCAGCUGUCCCGUCCGGGAACUUGUCCGAUUCGGAGACACCGGCAGAGGGAGACGAUGUACAGGGUAUCCUGAGAACGGUUGAUUGCGACCACUUCCGUGCAGUUCCAAUCAGUGAUGGUUGUCACUUACUCUUUACCGAUCCGUUGACUGGGUUACUUUGCCUAGGCAGCGAUGCGCCGUUCGGAGGACCAACAAAGCUCACCCGCAAAGUGGUGUUUGUACCUCCAACAAUCCAAAAGGAACAACGAAGCCCGCCAUUGCUCUACUCUGCCGGCCAGGCUCUCGAAUGGGGCUUGCGUGUAGUCGCCUUCCACGCUGACGGAUGCGUUGUGCUUUACAGUGUCCCAGCCGACAUAUUACAACGCGUUCAAGCAUCGAAUACCACUACCGAUGCUUGGGUCGACAAUCCGGAUGUCCCAGGCGGCAGUGCUUCAAGUAGGGACUCACAGAUGAAUGCGACUCCAGCCGCAUCGAUGGACUCAGACCAAGCCUCGGGGAACAGUCAAGUCAUAUCAGACAGAUCGAUCAGGAUCCCUGGUGCUCUCAUUGCCCGCGUCGAGGAAGACUCCGUCGACGACCUUGCUAUCAAGUCAGAUGGUGGUGACUUUUCGCUCUGGAUUUUCUACCGAAGUGGCCGUUCUGAGCUAUAUCGUAUUUAUUCCGCCCGCGAUGUUGGAAAGAGAAUCCGUCGCGUGGGAGACAACGGUCUUGUCUAUGAUGUCCAGAACGACAACGAAGAAGAGUCACCCUGGGAAGAUGAAGCCACAUCGAAGGGCAAAAGUUCAUUAAGCCAUGUCAAAUGGGCAGACACGGAUGGGUCUUCCAAGGUACCACUCCCCUGA
Molecule: messenger RNA, 2811 nt
Organism: Capronia coronata CBS 617.96
Lineage: Eukaryota; Fungi; Ascomycota; Eurotiomycetes; Chaetothyriales; Herpotrichiellaceae
Exons: 2
Coding region: 1-2811 (936 amino acids)
Molecular function (GO): protein binding
Source: RefSeq, a predicted model, not a curated record